AUGUCACACUUAGAGAAUAGCACUAAGGUGACUAAAUUUAAACUUUUGGGAUUGACUGACAACCCAGAGCUGGAAGUCUCCCUGUUCAUAACAUUCACGCUCAUCUAUCUCAUCACACUGACUGGGAACCUAGGGAUGAUUGUGUUGAUAUGGCUGGACUCUCAUCUCCACACUCUCAUGCAUCUUUUCCUCAGUAACCUCUCUCUGGCAGACUGUGUUUACUCCUCAGCUGUGACUCCAAAAGUGAUGGCUGUGCUUCUCACGGGGGAUAAAGUUAUCUCCUAUGAGGGAUGUGUUGCUCAAAUGUUCAUGUUUGUGGAUUUUGCCGGUGUUGACUGUUUCUUACUUGCUGUCAUGGCCUUUGAUAGGUAUGCUGCAGUGUGCAAGCCCUUACAUUACACUACUACCAUGACUGCUAGUGUGUGUGCCCACAUGGUGAUUGGCUGUUAUUCUUGGGGCUUGUUUGAGUCUGCUAUCCAUACUGGAUUCACCUUCUCCCUCUCCUUCUGCUCUGCUAAUGUGAUUCAUCACUUUUUCUGUGACAUCCCUCCAAUACUGGCACUUUCCUGCUCUGAUAUCUAUGUGAAUGAGGUUGUACUAUUUAUUUUAGCUUCAUUCAAUGUCUUUUUCGCUCUGAUGGUUAUCUUGACCACCUAUGCAUUCAUAUUCAGUGCUAUCCUAAGGAUGCAUUCAGCAGAUGGAUGGAAGAAAGCUUUCUCUACUUGUGCAUCUCAUUUCACUGCUGUGACAAUAUUUUAUGGAACUGUAAUUUUCAUGUACUUACAGCCCAGUUCUAGUCACUCCAUGGACAAUGACCAACUGGCAUCUGUGUUCUAUACCAUAGUAGUUCCCAUGUUGAACCCAAUUGUCUAUAGCUUAAGGAAUAAAGAGGUUCAUAAUGCUUUCAGAAAAGUUGUUGUGAAAAUGAAGACUUUGCUGAGCUAA
Molecule: messenger RNA, 945 nt
Organism: Acomys russatus (golden spiny mouse)
Lineage: Eukaryota; Metazoa; Chordata; Mammalia; Rodentia; Muridae
Product: olfactory receptor 5B2-like
Exons: 1
Coding region: 1-945 (314 amino acids)
Biological process (GO): sensory perception of smell; G protein-coupled receptor signaling pathway
Cellular component (GO): membrane
Molecular function (GO): odorant binding; olfactory receptor activity; G protein-coupled receptor activity
Source: RefSeq, a predicted model, not a curated record